This is a messenger RNA of Clunio marinus, 1723 nucleotides long. The record is from the annotation of a GenBank genome assembly. Lineage: Eukaryota; Metazoa; Arthropoda; Insecta; Diptera; Chironomidae.
AAACUCACAAAAUAGUAAAUAAACGUUCUUUAAAUAAAAAUGAGAGGAGUAACGCGCUUACUGCAAGUCACCCGGACAUUUAGCGCGAAUGUAAGUAAGACUGCUGCAUCAUCGACACCAGCUGAUCCCUUGAGGAAUGUUGUAGGUUUGACAGGUUCUUGUGUCAAAACAAAUGAAGCAAAAAACGUUCCUGGGGCUGGUCAGGAUUAUAAAGUUCCAGAAUAUUUCGGAUAUAAUCGAAUGACUUACCACGAAGCUGAAUGUGAAAUGGAAAAAUUUAGAGUACCACAACCCGUUGCACCCAGAAACUUCAUAAUGGUGAAAAAGCUUUUGUGUUUUGUUUUAGUCGCCGUUUAUAUAAAUUCAGCUGAUUCUUGUCGUUCGCAAUCAGUUCCAGAUAAAAGUCCAACGAUACCGAUGGAAGAAAAACUUUCUCUCUCGACUCAUAUUUUAGACACCACGAGAGGUAAACCUGCGACAAAUGUGAAAAUUAAGUUAUAUAAGCUUAUCGGGGGAGAAUGGAUUGAUUCAAAAUUUAAUGGAGUGACUGAUGAAGACGGGAGAAUUAGAGAUUUUCCUAAUGUCGAUGACAAAGUUGGCGGAAUUUACAAGCUGCAUUUUGAAGUGAUUAAUUAUUUCCAAAGAUUAGGCGUUGAGACGCUUUACCCAUUUGUUGAGAUUCCAUUCACUAUUUCGUCUUCUGAUCAUUAUCACAUUCCAUUACUUCUCAACCCAUUUGGUUAUUCAACUUAUCGUGGAUCUUGAGUUACAGCAAUUAAUUUUUUUUAUUUGCCUCAAUGAUAAGAUUGUUUGUUGAGAGUGAAAAAUAAACGAUUUGAAGAUGAAAUAAGUUGUUGGUGUUUUUUCUUUCAUUCUUAAACUACUGUGCUACCUUUGUUAUCUUUCUGAUGACUUCGUAUUGAACUUUGGUUGGUUUUUAAACGUUCAUCCCAAAUUCUUGCCACUUGACUCACGUAACCAGAUUUAAUAGCAGAAUCUUCUUGUUCUUGAUUUUCAAGUUCCUCAUCGUGAUGAACUGGGCAAGUACAACUGCUUUGCAUUUGAUUUUGUUGUUGCUGAGAGUAAUCACGAAUCACAAAUUUGCCUUGAUCAACCUUCGGGCCUUGAUAAUAAGUUUGCCUUCGAUAAUUAUUAAAUUCUUCGUAAAAUGGAUCUUGAUGAUGUUGUGCGGGGUCAUGAUAACGUGUGUAAGGUCGACUUAGAAUUUUCUUGUAAGGUUCUGUCUCAAAAUGAUUUAUAACAGGUGGUUGUUUAACCUUUGAGAAGACUGGCAUUUGUGCAGUUGGAAGAAUUUGCGACUCUACGACGUCUUCUGUGUAUGUUGAUGUAGGAUAAUGCAUCGACUGGGGUUGAGAGUUGAAACCAUGCUCUUGUUUCUCUUUGUUAUUCAUAAAGGGAUUUGAAGAAUGCAUGCUUAAUGCAUCUCUUGCUGAUCUCAUUGAAUCUCGAUUCUUUCCAUCAUUUCCAUCCGAAUCCAUUAGAUGUGCUUGACUGCUCAACGUUGUCAUUGAUUGACUUUUAUUAUGUCUAUCAAUAGAACUCGAAUCGGUUUGUGUCGCAUCUGACCGUCGUUUACCCAUUUUUUCACUCAUAUCGACAAGAAACAGGGCAGCCACAAAGAACGAUAAGCAUCCAAGCACAAUUGCAUUGUCGAUGAGUUCACUUGGAACUUGAUCGAUGGAAGCAAACACUAAACCACCUA